AUGGCUGCAAAAGAAAAGAAAUUUGUUAACAAGUUGAAAGCUUUGGAAGCUAAGCUGAGCAAUGAGAAAAUAUUGAAUGAAACAUUAAGCCAGGAAGUCACUAUGCUGAAGAUGCGAGAGGAAGUGCAUGCUUUAUUGGUUGCUGAGAACAAAACGGCAAUUAAUUCCGAAUUGGAAAGUAAAGAAAGUGAAGUACGCGAAAUGAAGGUGCAACUCGAAAGCAAUAAGAAGAAUAUGGAAGAAGCGUUGAUAAACAGAGAUAUCUUAAGGAAUGAAGUAAACGAUCUGCAGGACAAACUGGCGGCCACUGAGGAAAAAGUGAAGCAUCUUGACAGUACGAUAACCUUGACGGUAACUACUUGCAAUAAACAAAAGAACGAAUUGAAGUCAAAGUUUGUGGAAUUCGAGCAAAAGACUUUGGAUUUGGAAAAGGAGAACCAUAAUAUGAAAACAGUUAUUAUUAGUUUAGAGCAAGAGAAAAGUGACAUUUCUUCAAAGUUUGUGGGAUUCGAACGAAAGAUUUUGGAUCUGGAAAUGAAGAACCUUCGUAUGAAGACGGUUAUUAUCAAUUUAGAGCAAGAGAAUAAUGACCAAACUUCAAAGUUUAUGGAUUUCGAGCGAAAUAUUGUGGAUCUGGAAAAAGAAAACCAUCGUAAAAAAACGGUUAUCAUCGAGCUAGAGCAACAGAAGAGCGACCUCAGUAAAAACUUGGCAGAAUCUACUGAUAAAUAUGAAAAGCUACUAAACGAAAAGGAUACGUUAUCAACUAAAGUUCAAGAACUAGAAACAACGACUCCCAAAGGCAAAGUAGAAACGCUGCGAAACGAAAAGAAGGACUUGGAAAAGACCCUCGAACGAGAAAUUCGAGAAAAGACAGAACUGAAAGCGCAAGUUACCAACAUUCUGCAAGAGAUCGGUCGAUUGGAGGAGCAGCUAAAAGAUGUUAAGAACCCCCAUUCGGCUAUUCUGAACAAGAAACAAACAUUGAAAAAAAAGAUUGAACGAUUACAGCGUCAGCACUCGGAAGCCAAAAACAAAGCAGACAAGGAAAACACCCAUAAAUGGCAGACAAAGAUCAAGGAAAGCGAAACCAAGUUGCAGCAAGUCGAAUGUGAGAACUCUCAGGAAAAGGAGAAGCAUUGUGUGCUAGAUAACAACAAUUGUUUAACCAAAGAGGAAGCAACUACUACGAGUCUCGCAAAACGGAAAUACUUUGAACCACUGGGCAAUCUUUUAAACGAGAUAGAUUCACUACGAGAGUGUGUCUUUUCGGAAAACUAUGAGUGCCUAACGGAACUUCUGUGGGAUGACCACGGUUGA
Aedes albopictus (Asian tiger mosquito) is the source of this 1320-nucleotide messenger RNA. RefSeq names its product tropomyosin-like. The transcript has a single exon. The record is from RefSeq and is a predicted model, not a curated record. Lineage: Eukaryota; Metazoa; Arthropoda; Insecta; Diptera; Culicidae. Bases 1 to 1320 code for a protein of 439 amino acids.